ACCAUGGCCGGCAGUGGUUAGCAAUGAGGUGAACUCAAAAAAGCAGUACACUGUGCUUUUUUAUGGCACGAGAGAGACUGGCUACAGACAAAUUCAAGACCUCUUGCCGUACGCCGAAAACAAGGAAAAGUACUCCACUAAAGAGUACAUGAAGCGAGCCGGCUUCCGUAAGGCAAUGAUUGAAAUUAAUAAAGUGGCUGAAGAGAAGGCCAAUGGCCCAAAACAUGUGGACGAAGAAACCGAACAGCAGCUAAAGACAACUGCAGCCGUUACUUCCUUCCAAGAGCCAUCUCGCCCAGCAAACAAUGAAGAAAAUAACAUGGUGUUGGUGUACUUGUCAUAUGGCAAGGUCUUUGGCAUCAACAUCAACCACAACAAGCCGGAUAGUUUUGAAAAUGCCGCUGCGGAGCAGUCAUGGAUAAAUGAGUCACGCAAAGAGGCCAAAGUACAGAAGGAGCAGAUGUUGUCUGGACAACUCGAUCCCAAAUCGCUUCCAGGACGCAUUAUCGUUGAGCCUUCGCCCAACGAGACAGGCAGGAAGGAGGAACGGAAACUAAUGAAGGAUAUCCUCAAACUUGAGAAUGCUCUAACUAUAGAGCGGGAUUUCUCUGACCUAUGCGCGAAGAUCAGACAAUGCUUGCCGCUGCGGCAAGCCCAUGUGACUAAAUGUCUAAAGAACCUGGGUCGAUUAAAAAAAUUGGAGUUGACCAAGGUAAUGUUGCUGCGGCAUCCAGAGAGUGUGGAUACGCUGCGCAAGCUUCAAGGAUAUGUUGGCAAUUUGAAAAAAUGGAAGAUGCCCCGCUCCGACAAGAUUAAGUUUGAGGCACAGGCCAAAAUCAUUCGUCAAGAGGCCACGAUCAUAUACGCGCGCUUCCCAAAGCUGUUCGACUCAGCUGAGACUAAAGACUUUUGGCAAGAGUACUGCAAGGAGGUCAAAAUUUUCAAGGAAACCACUAAAAAGGUGAAUUCAAGUCUACGCGUCGCAUUGGACGAGCGCAUGUACAACAACCUCAUUAAAGCAGGACAAGAAAAUACUCCAGCGCCCGCUGAAACCCAAUAAAACCAACUAUACUGUUAAAGUACCCAGCAUUUGUAGUUCUGCACAAUUCAGCUACAGCUCAAGAAGACGACACCACCGUGGACAAAGUUCUACUGCAAAAUUUAUAGAAUUGAAACUACAUACACAAUGUAUUACACAUGCAUAUCAAGU
This is a messenger RNA of Drosophila persimilis, 1210 nucleotides long. RefSeq lists its product as uncharacterized. Bases 149 to 1060 code for a protein of 303 amino acids. The record is from RefSeq and is a predicted model, not a curated record. NCBI's taxonomy places the organism in Eukaryota, Metazoa, Arthropoda, Insecta, Diptera, Drosophilidae. The transcript has 3 exons.